Messenger RNA from Mycosarcoma maydis (corn smut), 2730 nucleotides. RefSeq lists its product as uncharacterized. The transcript has a single exon. Lineage: Eukaryota; Fungi; Basidiomycota; Ustilaginomycetes; Ustilaginales. The record is from RefSeq and is a predicted model, not a curated record. Bases 1 to 2730 code for a protein of 909 amino acids.
AUGCAAACCACCGCUGCACGACAGUCACCUGUGAUUGCUCUGCGUUCACCGAGGAAUGCUGCGGAACAAUUGAAAACCCUGACCUCUCCGGUCGGGAGCAACCAAGCAGCGCCAAUGCUGGCAGACCUGCACGCCGCACGGCAUGGGUCCGAGUCAACCAGUUCUCCCUCACGACGUAGUUCGUCAGACUCGGUGGUUGGCAUUUACAGAAACAAGCAAGAUGCACGAGUACGUGGGAAGGUCGCCUUUAGUUCGUUGGUGGAGCUCUACAAUCGACGAUUCGAAGAAGAACAAGAGUUGUUGGAGAAUAGUGUUUCAGAGGCGCGACCCAGGCAGCAACGAAGCGUCAGCGCGAGAUCCAGCGGGUCUGCUACCGCCGAUAAUGAUGCUCUUUCUCGUGCGGCUUCCGUCGACGCUUCGACAGAUGAAGGUUCCUCCGUGCUCACAAGCCUAUCGUCAAGCGAAAUCGACGAGCCAGAUAACGAGGACGACGACGAUUUCAUCUACAAGUCCACCAAAUCAAUAAACCGUAGCCAUGGAACCCAUCGUACGCGUAGCCGAUACAUCGCAGGCGCUCAGAACACUUCAGCAGAUGUGGCCAUUGUGCCUAGGUCACGCAGACGAAUAGUGCGAUCUACGGCAGCACAUUUCACCACGGAUAGCGACGACAAGCUGGACUCGGCGGGCACGCCCGCUGAGCUAAGUGAUGAAUCCGACGCGUCCAGCCCGGUCCUUGCACGUCCACAUCCUUUACGUUCCAAGCUGAUGGUGCACUCAAGUGAAAGUGCAUCUGACAGCGAAACCGAAAGCGAAUCUGAAAGUGCAUACGAAGAAACUCCCUCCGGCUUGUCUGUACCACUCAUUACACCUGAUGAUCGUCAAGGUGAGGACGUCCCGCCCUUGCUGGCCAACACACGAGACGUCCCGCCCUUGCUGGCCAACACACGAGACGAGCAAUUGUCCGUACCAGAUUUGGACCACGUCGGGGGACGAAUAAGUGCAAUUUGGCCGGAUGCCAAGCUAUCGGCGCACAACCUCGGAUCAUCCAAGCACAUGGCAGUUCUCGGCGUCUCUUCGUUCGACAAUGCGGGAAGCGUCAGUACCUCUUCGUUCGGAAACGUGCCCAGAGCUUCUUCUCGUCUUGCUGAGGGCGAUCCAAGUGCGAGAAGUGCUGCAGAAAGCAAGUCGGGAUCGUCAGAUACCAAUGAACUCGCUUCGGAAGUGUCCCGCAGCUCCGAACGCGAAAGAGGUGCUGAGAAGCAAGUCACUUCAAUCGGAAAUGGUGACCAACCUUCGCCUCAUUCAAACAAUCCAUCCCUUGCUGGCAGAGACAAACAUUCAGAAAAGGACGGUGGCCAGACCUCUGACGAUGCUUCUGAGGCACCUAUCCUCAUCAAUUCUCGCAUCACGGACGUGCAAAUGACCGAGUCGAGUGCGCCUGCCACGGAUUCAGAGGGCGAGUUGUAUCGUCACAGAUAUCCAAGACGCGCUCGCACUGUCAUCGACUACAACAUCCAGCGUGCUUCAGAACGUUACCAGCGUCAAGAGAGCGAUGCAUCCGGAAUUGUAGCCUCGCCCAAUACAUGCAACUCGACAGAUGGAUCGAAAGAGAAGCGGCUAACCGUCGUGACUGCAACCCCGCAGUUCUUCGAGGCUCUCAAAUCGCAGCGACCUCGAGAGACUGCAGGUGUUGCUGCUAAAUCGACACCCUCUUUCGCCGAGUUCUUGAUGACCAAGGCGAGACCCAAGUCUACCGAGUCUUCGCAUUCGAAGGUCGACGCAGCCAUCGUUCGAAGCGCCGAAACACCACCGUUGUUGACGGAGGGUCAAGCUCGAAAACUUCUCGAGCCGAAUUUCGGUUCGCCCUUGUGUUAUAACAUCACCGUCAGCACGGAAGACCGCGCAAGCUUCUAUCAGCUUAAACCGAGCACGCGUCGCUCACUUGGGAUCAAAGGCACUGGUCCUCUUUUGUUGAGCGACGACAUUUCAGAUAAGGUUAAUACCGAACUUCAACCUACAAAUGGUACCGGGAAGCCGCUUGGUCACAAGCUUGACUCUAUCCUUUCUUUCAACCGCCGAGACACGCGUCCGACCCCGGCUGUACUUGGUCAAAUGUUCGAGUCGUUGGACGGCACAGGUCCGAUUGGACGUCCCAGGGACGCUACCUCACUCGAAUCCGCUUCUCGUCGUUUGCGUCUCGGACGAGCCUUCAAAGCAUCACUUCCGCACACACUUUCUACGUUCUCUGACAUGGAACGCCACGAGCUGGUCUGGUUGGAAGAUUAUCUGCCUGAAUUGAGCCGUUUGGCUCGAGAGCAAAAGGCAAGAGAACAGGGUAGCAUUCUGAUCGAGUUGGAUAGCAGCGAUUGGGUGCGCACGCAAUACGAUAAUGUGGGCAGGCAGACGGAUGCAACUUUAAAGUGUUGUGCCGGUGGACAGAUCAAGGUAUAUUUCGAUCAUAAACUGAACCAAGAAAAGCAGAAAGCAGUGAAUGGGACGGCCUCUCAACUGGCGGUUGAUCUGGCACAGCCGCAGUUGAGAGCUUCGGGGAUCAACGAUAACGGUAAAAGACUGCGUUCACCCAGCGUGGAGCUGGUGUCGAUAAGCAACAAGAAGGUCAGUGUUGAUGGUGCGGUGAAGACGAGGAAAACAAUGGUUGGUUCGACUAGAGUGAGGGUAAGCAAUCGUGAUGGGACGAUGCAACCAGUGGCGAACGACAGGCAGCGGUAG